Molecule: messenger RNA, 717 nt
Organism: Pyricularia pennisetigena
Lineage: Eukaryota; Fungi; Ascomycota; Sordariomycetes; Magnaporthales; Pyriculariaceae
Exons: 3
Coding region: 1-717 (238 amino acids)
Source: RefSeq, a predicted model, not a curated record
AUGGCUGCCUUACUGCCCUUCAUCCAGGAUCUCCUUCCCAUGAUAUUACCCUCCGAAGUACACAUAACUCGCGGGAGAGAUCUCGCCUCGGGGAUCCCACCACCAGCGAGCCACAGGGCAAAGGCUGCUGCCCCCAGCAAGAAGGACAAGUCUCCUGACGCGAGUCAAACAGCCCCAACCACGAAAGAGACGCGACUUGCGAAGGGGGUGGUUGAAAAUGGGCCCAUAGAGCUCACCGGAGUCAGCGAGAGCGACGAGGCAUCUUCAGCGGGAGAAAACGCGCAACCGGACAAUGACUCUCCAGACGGAGCGUCGCGCAACAAAAGCCCCCCGCCGCGACCGCGAGGAAGAGGCGGGGUCGUCGUGCGCAACGCCAUAGUGAACAAGACUGACAAGAUGUGCGCUUCAGUCAUGUUUGCCGGGCCUCAUUCCGAUUCCGCUGUUCACCAUAACAGCGAGCAUGAUACCAUCAUCUAUGCAGCUUCGGGUAGAGGCUUACUCGCCACAAGCCCUCCUGAGAACUACAGCGACGACGAGGAGCAACCGCCAAGGCAGCAGGAGCUUGAGCCGGGCGACUUUGCAUUCGUCCCAGCUUGGACGGAGCAUCAACUGAUCAACAAGACGGACGAACAAGUCGUCUGGAUCGUAAUACAGGGCGGGCCUGCCCCGAUAGUUGUGCCCCUGACUGGUUGGGGUGGCGCCGAGGCUGAAGCAUGA